Molecule: messenger RNA, 1921 nt
Organism: Mizuhopecten yessoensis (Yesso scallop)
Lineage: Eukaryota; Metazoa; Mollusca; Bivalvia; Pectinida; Pectinidae
Product: alkaline phosphatase, tissue-nonspecific isozyme-like
Exons: 8
Coding region: 29-1333 (434 amino acids)
Biological process (GO): dephosphorylation
Molecular function (GO): alkaline phosphatase activity
Source: RefSeq, a predicted model, not a curated record
CAGGUUUACUAAACUGUUUGUGCCGGAUAUGUUACAGGUUUACUCUGUUGACCGACAAACUCCAGACUCGGCGGCCACGGCCACUGCCCUGAUGUGUGGUGUUAAGACUAACAACGGCGUGCUUGGUGUCAAGGAAACAGUUCCAAAGGAAAACUGUGGUGCGGUCGCCGGGCAGGAAGUGACGUCAAUAUUGAAAUAUUUUAUAGCUGCCGGAAGAAGCACUGGACUCGUAACUACCUCACGGGUGACCCACGCCACGCCCGCCGCCGCGUACGCCCACAGUGCGUCCCGGGACUGGGAGAGUGACGCCCUGAUGACGACAAUCACAGGAGGCUGUAAGGAUAUAGCCUACCAGCUGGUAUAUGACAAUAACGACAUACAGGUUGUGUUGGGCGGUGGUAGGGGUCCGUUCCUGCCGGACAGACAAGUGGACCCAGAGACACAGACAGUUGGCUGGACACACAGGAAGGACGGACAUGAUUUGACAGAGAUCUGGAAGCAGAUCCAGAGUUCUAAAGACCGACGUCACAGCUAUGUGUGGAAGAAGGAUCAGUUUGACGCCGUAGAUCCCACAGAUACUGAUUAUCUCCUAGGUCUAUUCGACACAAGUCAUAUUCCUUACGAAAACGACAGGGAUAAGUCUGGAGAAGGUGAUCCAUCCCUGGCAGAAAUGACUAGCAAAGCCAUCCAUAUACUGCAGAAAAAUAAACAGGGUUAUUUUCUUAUGGUAGAAGGCGCUCGCAUUGACCACGCCCAUCAUGACAAUGAAGCUAAACGUGCUCUGACAGAGACGUUGAUGUUUGAGGAAGCAGUGAGCGAGGCUGUACGUCUGACCUCUGAAGAAGAUACCCUAAUUAUCGUCACGGCCGACCACUCCCAUCCAUUCAACAUCGCCGGAUACUCAUAUAGGGGCAAUGACAUUCUCGGUAUAACAAUACCGUACUGGGACGAACCUCCUCUUGAUGGUCUCCCCUACACCACAGUUGUGUACGGCAACGGCCCAGGACGGCGGCCGUUUCAGGACAGGACCAACUAUACAGGGAUCGACACCACUGAAGACAAUUUCAAACAAGAAUCUGCUGUGCCUACCGCAUACGAGACCCAUUCUGCAGAAGAUGUGGGGAUAUAUGCACGUGGUCCUAUGGCGCAUUUACUGCAUGGCGUCCAGGAACAACAUUACAUAGCUCACGUGAUGCAGUAUGCCGCGUGUGUCGGUGAUUUCAAAGACGACUGUGAGCGCCCGGAUGAUCGCAAUUCCAACGGAGGUUACACACUGUCUGUAAAUAUGGUGUUGUUCAUUACGAUCUGUAUGAUUGAGCUACUCGUGAUAUAACUGUAUAUUUCGUGACAUACGAUGAAAUGUGGGUUGUAUGUAUAUUGUUGUAUUUGUUUGGUCCUCUAUGAUAUCGUUAUUUAAAAUAAUGCUAACCCCAUCCAAAUAUAGUGUUAAUGAUAAGCGAAAAAUCAUUAAAACUAACGCUAGUUUCUAUAUGCUAUAUUUCUGUCCAUGAUACAAAUCGCGGGUCACUUCCGGGGUCAUACCGGUUGUUCUUGUUCAUUCAAAUGUGCUGUAAUGUGCUCAACUCUAAGCAGAAAAACCAAAGUGAACAUACAUUGAUCAUAUAGCCAUUUUGGCCAUUAAACCUAAGCAAUGAUAAAAGUAAAAAGGAUGAAAAUGUCUUAAGUGUAGCUAAACAAGUAAAAAUAGUAGUCUAUCGUACAAUAACUUAAUCAUGCGUGUAAAAACCUUUUCAUUGGCCUAAAAAGUUAUGUUAUCAACCCAUAACGUAAAAAAUGACGUCGCCGUUUGUAACGUUGCUUUUGAUUUGCUGAUACAACGGCGUUAUAAUUUCUAAGAGAAAAGAGUCCAUCAAUAAAAGUUGAUUUCCAAAGGGAUUGUGUAUAGUAGAUUAAAUUAUAA